Messenger RNA from Physella acuta, 852 nucleotides. Its product is annotated as mucin-5B-like. The record is from RefSeq and is a predicted model, not a curated record. NCBI's taxonomy places the organism in Eukaryota, Metazoa, Mollusca, Gastropoda, Physidae.
ACCUUUAAACAAUCUAAACAAUACCAGGUUGGGGAUCUCAUCCCUUGUGGAGAUUGUAAUAUGUGCCUGUGUGGCAGAGGGCACAUUUUCAAAGAAAGGAAGAAGUGCUUAGACAUUCAGCAGUGUAACUUUAGUACUCACCAUCUGGUUCCAGCAGAAGAUAACUGCUGUCAAGUAGAUUGUGUUCCAAAAGAUGAGUGCAGGUUACAGAAGACAACACCAGACUUUCUAACCAUCAACAACUGCAUAUCUGUAAAGAAAUGGCCUAAAGAAUACUGUGCAGGAACCUGUUCUGUGAAGCCUCAGUUCAUGAACUAUGAAGAAAAGCAUUUGGACAAGCAGGAAUGUUUAUGCUGCUCUGGGCAUGUCAAGAGACUCAGAGCAGUGGAGUUCAAGUGUGAUAACUCUCUAGUUGUCACUCACAAGUUGCCCUUUAUAGAGUCUUGCUCUUGCAAGUCUUGUACUGAUGAAAAUACACCCUCCAGUCGGUAAAAGGCAGUCUGAUUUACCAAAGUAACAAUGUAUUUAUCAAGAUGAAUAAAUACAAUUUUCCUGGCUUCUUUCAAGAAGAUGAAAAAUACUUUGUCGACUGAAAUAAUUCUACACACAGAAAAUCAAACACUCACUAUUAUACUGAUUGAUGCAUGUUUAUUCUUAUUUCGGGGGGGAAAAAUCUUUAUAACCCACAAAAUUAUAUAAUUCAUUUGGCUAAAUUUCGUGCUAUUAUAAUGCUUUAAAUAUUAUAAAACAUGAAUAUUUCUAUAAGAUUAUGCACAACAGCUCAAUUAUUUCCUGUCUACAAGCUGGUAAAGGAAUGUACUUGAAGUUUAUGAUUCAUUUAAAGCUCAAAAC